AAUAUAUAUUCAUUCGUGCACAUGACUCUUCAUCUUUAUCAAGCAUCAUGAAUCAUGCAAUGAAGUGGCAUCACAUCAUGGGAGAUGAAAAAUUGAGAAUGAAAAGCAAUCACAAAAAGAAGAACGAAAAUCUCAUCAGCCGCAACGUAAGUGAGGGCGGUAGUCGCGGUGGUGGCGGGAAUGAGAUUGCCGGACUUGUAUUGGCAGUGGCUGGUUUUAUAGCUGUUGUUUCUUUGUCCUUAAUCAACAAAAACAGGAAAAAGGGUUUUGAGUCAAAUCCUAAACCUAAACCUCUUAAGAACCAAGAAGAUCAAGAAAUUGAAACCAAUCAAGGUCUUCAUAUUCUUCUUCAACCUUCAAGUUCAACAACCAAAAUCAAAGACACUGCACCAUGUCAUGGGACAAUCGAUACAGAAAGCAUCAACCAUACUUUUAUUCAGGAGGAGAAAAUUGACACUGUCGCUAACAUAAACGACGUCAGUGAAGUGGUUUUCGCGACCUCUUUUCAGGAGGAAAUUGUGUUAUCCAAUGAUUCCAACUCAGAAAGUGGUGUCUCAUCACAUGAUAGUAGAAUUGAUGAAGACUGUUUGGCUUCCUUAGAAGUAGAAAAGGCUGAUGAUGGCGUUGUUUCGGAGAUUGUUGAAGAAAAAGAUUGUUCAUCGAAAGCAAUACUAAUAAAUUCCAAGGACAAACAAGAUUUUAAUUCUAAGGAUGAGGGAGGGACAAUUGAAAUGCAGAAUGAAGAACAUGAAGAAGCCAAUACAGACAUGGAGGUGAAUGAUGAAGAUCAAGCAAUAUUGGUAUCAAACUCAUUUCAAUUGACAACUUUGCUUAUGUUGUUGCCAGGGUUGAUCUUGCUUCUAGUCAUACUUUUGCUUAUGCUUCUUACACAGAAAUUUUCUUUUCUGCAAUAGUACUAGAAUAUUGAUAUGAAUUUCAAAUCAACUUGUCACACUUUGUUGAAUUAGUGAGGGCUAUGGAGCCAGAAAAUUUGUAGUAUCAUUUAUAAAUUUGUAUGAUUCUAUGAUACUACACAUUAAAGAUAUACUUACCCUUCAAAUCACAAUAAGUUUAUAGCAU
Molecule: messenger RNA, 1080 nt
Organism: Trifolium pratense (red clover)
Lineage: Eukaryota; Viridiplantae; Streptophyta; Magnoliopsida; Fabales; Fabaceae
Exons: 3
Coding region: 48-914 (288 amino acids)
Source: RefSeq, a predicted model, not a curated record